GGGAGCCUACGACGGUAUGUCGUAGACUGUAUGGAUUUUUUUUUAGCUAAUUAAAUUAUUGAAAGAAAAAAGUUGAACUUCAGCUGGAAGCAUUGUCCAAAAAGACGCAUAUUUAGAAGACUUUGACUUCCCUUGCGUUUUUUUGAGUGAGCGGAUGUGUUUGAAAAUGUUUCCGUUGGUAUUGUGGUUGUUCAGAUAGUUUGAGAUUUCCAGAGGCUGGUCUGUGCUACAUCUUGCCAAAAAUACAGUGCUCAGGAGGAAGAGACGCGAAAUGAGGUUCUGCAUGCAUUUUAGAAGACACCAUGGUUUUCAACAUCAGAGCCCGAUAUAAAAUGUGAUUCUUUUUAAACCAUUUUUUUUCCUAAUUUACGGAUUUCCCCCUGAUUGGAAUAUUUCGUCAUUUUGUCUUUUUUUUCGAAAGUGUAGACUAGGUAGUUAGCCAGCUAACUUAAGUUAACUUUGGCAACCUGUAGAUUUCCCAGCAGGGCACGUUGUUGGUGCUGGCUAAUGAUCCAGUUUGCCCUUUUCACAGUCUGGAUUUUAUUACUUUCGAAAAUAAAGGCCAGCAGCAAAAAGCAGUCACUAGGUUUGCUAGUUUGCUAAGAUUCCGAACACUUAAGUGAGCUUUGAGGAGGUAAAUCGUAUGACCCAGACUGUUGGUUGAAAUUGACAAUCGUGGAUUGCACAGUAAUUGUGGCGAGUAAGAUCUCCGAAUAGUUUUGCUGUCACAUUUGAACUUAUAGUCGACUUUUUUGAUGUGCCGAAAAAUAUAGCUAGCUAGCUAGCUAACGAAGUGUCACCCUAAGCCUGAAGCGAGUGGAUGUGUUAGCCGACUGAAAACGUUUUUCCAGUAAUUGCAUCAAAAUGUCGGCUAUCUCUGCAUCGGAGAAAGUGGACGGGUUCACGCGAAAAUCUAUGAGAAAGGCCCAGAAACAGAAAAGGUCGCAAGGAUCGUCUCAGUUUCGAAGCCAGAGCUCCACCGUCGAGCUUUCGCCGCUGCCGCAGCUCAAAGAUGCCCCUUCCACAGAGCAGCAGGAGCUCUUUACCCAGAAGCUUCAGCAGUGCUGCAUGCUGUUCGAUUUCAUGGACUCGGUCACGGACCUGAAGAGCAAAGAGGUCAAGAGGGCCACCCUCAACGAGCUGGUUGACUACGUGUCCACGAACAGAGGCGUGCUGGUGGAGUCCGCCUACCCAGACAUUGCUAACAUGAUUUGCACCAAUAUUUUCCGGACACUUCCGCCCAGUGAAAAUCCAGACUUUGAUCCAGAGGAAGAUGAGCCCACACUGGAGGUGUCUUGGCCUCACAUUCAGUUGGUGUAUGAGUUUCUCCUGAGGUUUCUGGAGAACCCAGACUUCCAGCCCAGCAUUGCGAAACGCUACAUCGAUCAGAAGUUCGUGCUGCAGCUCCUGGAACUGUUCGACAGCGAGGACCCGAGGGAGAGGGACUUCCUGAAGACCGUCCUCCAUCGGAUCUACGGGAAGUUCCUGGGGUUACGGGCUUUCAUCAGGAAACAGAUCAACAACAUUUUCUUACGGUUCAUCUACGAGACUGAUCACUUCAAUGGAGUGGCCGAGCUGCUGGAGAUAUUGGGAAGCAUCAUAAACGGAUUUGCACUGCCGCUGAAGGCAGAACACAAACAGUUUCUGAUGAAAGUGCUGAUCCCAAUGCACACAGCCAAAGGCUUGGCUGUCUUCCACGCGCAGUUGGCCUACUGUGUCGUCCAAUUCCUGGAAAAGGACCCCACUCUCACUGAGCCGGUGAUCAGGGGUCUUUUGAAGUUUUGGCCUAAAACCUGUAGUCAGAAGGAGGUCAUGUUCCUGGGUGAAAUUGAGGAGAUCUUGGAUGUCAUCGAACCCACGCAGUUUAAAAAGAUCCAGGAGCCACUUUUCAAGCAGAUCUCCAAGUGUGUGGCCAAUCCUCAUUUUCAGGUUGCUGAGAGAGCGUUGUACUUCUGGAACAAUGAAUACAUACUGAGCCUCAUCGAGGAAAACAUCGACAAGAUCCUACCGAUCAUGUUUGGCAGCCUGUACAGAAUCUCCAAAGAGCACUGGAACCCAACGAUUGUAGCCCUUGUCUACAAUGUGCUGAAAACAUUGAUGGAGAUGAACAGCACUUUGUUUGAUGAACUGACUGCGUCGUACAAAGCGGAAAGACAACGGGAGAAGAAAAAAGAGCAGGAGAGAGAGGAGCUUUGGAAGAAGUUGGAGGAGCUACGGAUCCAGCAUACCUCAGGAGUUCAGAACAACAGCCACAGCUUGCAGAAUGCCCAGAACAACAACAACAACAACAACAAUAACAACAUCAACAAUAACAGCAGCAGCAGCAGCAGCAGCAACGGCACCUCAGUUACCACUGACGACAGAGACGAGACGCCGCCCGUGGUCAUCGAGGAUGACGAAAGCACCGAAUGUGCCAAAUAACACAGGACUCGGUUUUCUACUCCACCUGGAGGAAGAGCUCGGGAACUCUCCGCGAUGGAGCUGGGGGUGGGGGUGGGGCGUACAAAAAAUCCAAUUAAAAGUUAAAAAAAAAGAUUCAAAUUAAAACCUCAGCAGUAUGUUAAGAGAAAUCUAUAUAUAAAGAGAUAUUUGAAAUGCCAGCUAUUUUCUUGGGGCAGAAACAAAUAUAUAUAUUUCAACUAUAUUUCAAGAAUAUUUUUCAAUGUUACAGUGUGGCCACAGUAUAUUAGUAACCUUUUUUUUUCUUUGUCGAAUCAAAGAUUUACUCUGUCACUUUCAGUUAUUUCACUGACUAUUAAAUAAACCUUAUGAUGAAAUCCGUGGAAAAGGGGGGCAGAGGUAUGAGAAUGAUGACUUGAAAAAUCUUUUUCUUGAUUGUGCUGCACAUAUAGAACAUAGGUGGCUAUUUAAAGAUUUGUCUAUUUUGUAUGUGCUUUUCCACACUGCUGCCAAUAAUGGGGUUGGGGGGGGCGGGGGGCAGGUGUUUUUUGGGAAGGGGACAAGUGAGUUUCUGUAGGAAACCUGAGUGAACACCACCCUGUGGUCUCCUGUACUUUGGGUGUUUCAUAUUUUUCUCUGAUAAUAAAGGUCGUUUGCUACUGUAAUAUAUUCAAGACAUGCAGCCAUAAACUAUUUAAAGUAUUAAUAAGAGUUGUUUAAAAAGAGAGGAGUGAAAAAUGGGCACAGAUUUAUUAAGUGUUUUUUUUUUCCAAAAAAUAAAAACAAAAAAAAAAACAAUAAGACAGACUCAGUAAAAGCUGAUGUAAAGAAAUGAAACAUAUAUUUUCCUGUGGGCACAUUGUAGAAGUGUGAUGUGAAUUUUUUAAAAGGGGGUGAAGGACAAGCGUGUAAAAGAUGGAGGUCGAGGGGGGUGGUGUGUAUGUCUUUACGUCGGUCCAGUCUUUCUGAUGCCUUUCUGUCGGAGUGUACCAUUCCAAUCUCUGUCACGUACAACUGUGUGGAAAAAUGUUUUGUAAUGAAAGACCUUAGCGGUUUUGAACACCAUCAAAU
This is a messenger RNA of Megalops cyprinoides (Indo-Pacific tarpon), 3471 nucleotides long. RefSeq names its product protein phosphatase 2, regulatory subunit B', alpha isoform (gene ppp2r5a). Gene Ontology annotation, molecular function: protein phosphatase activator activity. Gene Ontology annotation, biological process: signal transduction; protein dephosphorylation. Lineage: Eukaryota; Metazoa; Chordata; Actinopteri; Elopiformes; Megalopidae. The record is from RefSeq and is a predicted model, not a curated record. The transcript is spliced from 13 exons. Bases 865 to 2421 code for a protein of 518 amino acids. Gene Ontology annotation, cellular component: cytosol; nucleus; protein phosphatase type 2A complex.